GGGUGUCGUUCGGCGACUGUGGAAUAGCGCCAUGGGUGUUUUCAGCUCGGUGUUCGUUGCUAUCAUUGCCUUGGUUGCGCUCGUCUACUUCUAUCUACGCCAGAAGCAUGCCUUCUGGAGGAAACGUGGUUUUCCGUGUAAACCAAACCCAAAGCUGCUGACCGGACACCUGGAUCCGUCCGUGCACGGUUCGUACGUCAAUCAGGAGCUGUACCACUAUGCGAAAGGACGUGGCGAUCGGUUCAUUGGGAUCAGCUUUUUCUUCAUGCCGCUGCUGGUGCUUUGCGAUUUGGAUCUCAUCAAAACGAUCCUUGUGAAGGACUUUGCGGUGUUCCAUGAUCGCGGUAUGUACAACAACCCAGAGGCGGAUCCACUGUCGGGCCAUCUGUUCUCGCUCGAUGGUCCGGAAUGGCGUACGCUGCGCCAGAAGCUAACACCGACGUUUACCUCGGGCCGAAUGAAGCAAAUGUUCGGCACAAUGCUGCUGGUAGCGGAUCGGUUACGUGAGGUACUUGGUGCAGCUGACCAGAAAACGUCCUUUUCGGCCGGACGAGAGAUGAAAGAUGUGCUGGCACGCUUCACCACCGACAUCAUCGGUACGUGUGCCUUUGGCAUCGAGUGCAACUCGCUGGCCGAUCCGGAUUCGGAGUUUCUACGUUACGGCAAUAAGGUGUUCCAGAGCAAGUUGAGCACGAUGAUAAAGUUCAUCUUUAUCAUGAUGUACAAGGAAACGGCCAAACGGCUGGGCAUUAAGGGCACAGAGGAUGACGUUGAAGCGUUUUUCAUGAAUCUGGUCCGCGAGACGGUCGAGUAUCGGGAGAAACACAAUGUUCAGCGGAACGAUUUCUUGAAUCUGUUGCUGGAAAUCAAGAACAAGGGAACCCUGUCUGAGCCUGAACACGAUGAUUCGGCUGGAGGUGAUGCUAGUGUGACCGUUACCGAGCAUGGUAUGACGAUCAAUGAGCUAACGGCGCAGGUGUUUAUCUUCUUCAUCGCCGGUUUCGAGACGUCCUCCACUACGAUGAACUUCUGUCUGUACGAGCUGGCCAAGAGUCCGGAUAUUCAGCAACGACUUCGUGAGGAAAUCAACAGUGCAAUCGAAGCGAAUGGAGGUCAACUGACGUACGAUGUGGCGAUGAACAUAGCCUACCUCGAUCAAGUCAUCAAUGAGACGCUUCGUAAAUAUCCACCACUCGAGUCCGUUAAUCGAUCUCCGAUACGGGAUUAUACCAUUCCCGGUACGACGCACGUUAUUCCGCGUGGUGUUCUGGUGGAGGUGCCCAUCUACGCCAUCCACCACGAUCCCGAGUACUAUCCCGAGCCGGAGCGUUUCGAUCCGGAACGUUUCACGGAGGAAGCGGUAAAGAAGCGUGUCCCGUACACGUUCUUACCGUUCGGUGAGGGUCCGCGGAUUUGCAUCGGAAUGCGCUUUGGAAUGAUGCAGGUAAAGGUGGGUCUCAUUACGAUGCUGCGUGAUUUCCGGUUUCAUCCCAGCAGCCAAACGCCGGAUCGAAUCACCUUCGACAAGAACAUAGCCAUCCUGUCGCCCUCGAAGGGAAACUAUCUGCAUAUCGAGAAGUUGUGAGGGAGUCUGCUGCUAACCAGCCUAUCGUGAGCGUGGCUUUUAAUGUGUAUCAGCUCAAUGUAUUUUAAUGGAAAACAUGCGCAACGAAUUGAUUCAAUGUUUCGAAAUCAUCCCUCGGUUAGUCAGCCGUGCAUUGCUUAUCGAUGUUUCCAAAUAAGGCAAGAAAUUUAUCAGCUUGUGAUAUCAGAGGAACGAGCAACCGAUUACUGCAGUGUCAUCAGCCACCUUCUGCUUAACAACGAUGGUUUAUAGUAGUCGGCAAUGUAGAUAACAGUUCGCUUCCAUAUAAGACACGCACACCGUAUUAAAAACGUGUCCUAGGUCAGGAACGUGGCCGCGCUUACAAAGGGGGAAUGAUCCAGUUUAUCAGUGUGUAUAUAGCCCACCCCCACCUCCAUCCACACUCCACCCCCCUCCCCCCUCCCCUUCUCCACCACAAGAGAGGGAGUGGU
Messenger RNA from Anopheles darlingi, 2037 nucleotides. RefSeq names its product probable cytochrome P450 6a14. Gene Ontology annotation, molecular function: monooxygenase activity; oxidoreductase activity, acting on paired donors, with incorporation or reduction of molecular oxygen; iron ion binding. The record is from RefSeq and is a predicted model, not a curated record. The coding region runs from base 32 to 1585 and encodes 517 amino acids. Lineage: Eukaryota; Metazoa; Arthropoda; Insecta; Diptera; Culicidae. The transcript has 2 exons.